GGAGUCCCUUUCCGUGAUCCUCUCAUCGUCGUCUCCACCUCUUCUCCAAAACCCACUCUAAACCCCUCAAAUCCGCCAUACUAGUACCAACCUCCAACUCCAUUCAUUUUCGAUUCCCCUCCCACUCCAGAAAGUCGUAUCUUUCCUCCACCGCGAUUAACCUCUUCUCCCCUUCUCUCCCUUCCCUCGCCGCCGAGACUCCGGCCGACCACGAAACUGUAGGUACUCCCGUUCAUUCCUUCCUCCGCCGAGCAGGAACUUUUGUCCGAUGUGACCGGCGCGAAGCAGUCCAUCCUUCGUGAAAAAUAUGCCAAUCAAUCCCUGAUUUUCUCCUCAUCCGCUUACCGCCCUUAAUUGGGUCAGUCAGCCCGCAUCGCCAACAAAAAUCUGCAAACGACGUGCUACUUUGCCAGGGCAACGAAUCUAAUUACUUCGCCUGGGAGCCCCUCCACGGGAAUGAUAACUGAAUUCCACUGCCACCUCUACAACAUCGAUGGAUGGAGAGUUUCCUGUGUGGAAUUGCUGCCCAUUCAGAUGGUAGCCAUCCUUACGACCACAACAUCAUCUAUUUUAGAGUCUGGAGGACUGUGUUUUCCUUGGAUUUUUCCACCAUGGCUCUUCAACAGAAGCUUGGGGUUGAACGAAAUUGAGGGGGCGCUUCCUGCCAACUCUGCCAAGGUCUUGCUGGAGUCGAACUGCACUUUCAUAAAUCCAAUCAAGAGUUCCAAUGUAGGAGCAGCCGCACCUAAACAGACACGGGUGCAAAUUAUAUCAUUGCACGAGCAGCCGAGCACUGAGUGGUUGAAGUUGCUAUUCCAGGCUGCUGAGAAAGGAGAGAGGCCUGCAGGGGAGUUAUUAGCUAUAUCUAGUCUCGUGGUUAUUAGCCAUAGUCUCAACAAAUAAAUGUAACUUGGAGCAAAAUGUUACGUUUCUGUUCGUUCACAAUUAUCCUUGGAACUGUCUUUACUGUUGUAAUGCUACAUA
Molecule: messenger RNA, 984 nt
Organism: Linum tenue
Lineage: Eukaryota; Viridiplantae; Streptophyta; Magnoliopsida; Malpighiales; Linaceae
Source: the annotation of a GenBank genome assembly